Penicillium egyptiacum is the source of this 1350-nucleotide messenger RNA. The record is from the annotation of a GenBank genome assembly. NCBI's taxonomy places the organism in Eukaryota, Fungi, Ascomycota, Eurotiomycetes, Eurotiales, Aspergillaceae.
AUGGUGAUUUUGCGAUGUGCGGGUAAAGACGCAACUGACGAUUUCGACUCUGUCCAUUCGCUGGAGCUGUUGAGUGAAGCACUCCCUGAAACCGCGCUCGAAGGCUAUAUUGAUCCUGCUGAAUUUGAUACGCCAGAAGACAAACCGGCUGCGAUGUAUGAGAAGCAAUCAAAGCCAGCCGAUGAUGGUCUUCCGGUAUUGCAGAGUCUUAUCAAUCUGCAUGAUUUUGAACGCGUUGCUCAGAGGCUGCCUGCCACAACAUGGGCCUAUUACUCAUCCGGAGCCGAUGACGAGAUCAGCAAACUGAAUAAUGCCCUGGCAUAUCGAAAGAUUUCCCUUCGCCCACGUGUCCUGCGAAAGAUCCCGUCUGUGAAUACAACCACCGCAAUCUUAGGUUACUCUACCACGCUACCCGUAUAUGUCUCUCCAGUGGGUCUUGCAAAACUUGCCCAUCCACAGGGAGAGUGUGCUAUGGCAGCUGCAGCUGGUAAGGAUGGACUGGUCCAAGUUCUCGCAAAUGGAUCCAGCAUGCCGAUUGAACAAGUCAUGAAGAGUCGUACCUCACUGAACCAGCCCAUUUUCCAACAACUAUACGUGAACAAAGACAUUCAAAAGUCUGUUGAGACUGUACAGCGAGCUGAAAGAGCUGGUGCUAGUGCUAUUUGGAUUACGGUCGACUCGCCCAUGGUUGGGAAACGCGAGAUGGACGAACGGCUCAAUUUGAGGGUGACGGUAUGUACUCUUCCCGGUAGAUGCCAUUGGACUUUCAUUGUAUUUACUAACGUGUUCCAGGCUACCGACGACAAUGCAGAAGGACAGGGCGUAGCAAAGAUCAUGGCCAGCUCAAUAUCCCCUUUCAUCGACUGGGAGAUCCUCACAUGGCUUCGCCAACUGACAGAUCUCCCUGUUGUCAUCAAGGGAAUCCAAUGUGUGGAGGACGCCGUCCUUGCCUAUCAGCAUGGUGUGCAAGGCAUCGUACUCUCGAACCACGGAGGACGCUCCCAAGACACGGCACAAUCACCUCUUCUGACACUACUGGAGAUUCGAAAGUUCGCGCCUCACUUGAUGGAGAGCAAGUUGCAGAUCUUUAUUGAUGGUGGCAUUCGCCGAGGAACAGAUGUACUCAAGGCUAUUGCGCUAGGGGCAACUGCUGUCGGAUUGGGGAGACCCUUUUUGUUCAGUUUGUCUGGAUACGGUGAGAAGGGAGUGCGACGAAUGAUCGAUAUUCUACGACAGGAGAUUGAAACAAAUAUGGUUUUUCUGGGAGUGAGCAGUCUGGAAGAGUUGAGACCCGAAAUGGUGAAUACCAUUCGGUUGGAAAAACACUUGAUAGCCAGCGUAAAGCUAUAA